CAAACCCAGUUGCACGUCACUUUGCUCAUGAUAUCUGGGCUGCUCUUUGCCCUCUGCUUCAAAUACCCUAUCCAGCAGCCAGGACCGCCACUUCUGCUAGGGUUGCAGACGGCUACCAGUGAUAUGGGACACUUCAGAAAUCUUUUCUGAUUGAGUUCCAGCUCUCGUGGAAGGCCCUGGACGCCCAGGGCUGGCUUGCAGGAGUGGGAAGAAUUCGGGCCCUUGAGGACUGACCCCACCCCUGGGUGAUGUGGAUGAGGUCAACGCCAACUUAAGACUUCCGGAGAGACAUGAGUAGCAACACGACCCAGCGCUCGGUGAUUUGGGUUCUCCUCUUUGCCCUCAUCAUGCUCCUCAUCCUCUACAGCUCCAACAGCGGCAACGAGGUCUUCCACUACACCGCCCUGCGGGCCCGAUUCCAGCGUCCCACCAACCUCAAGAAAUGGGGAAUCACCGAAAGCUACGUCCCGGUGUCCGGGAACAAGACCCUCACCACCCGUUGCCACCAGUGUGUGGUCAUCACCAGCUCCAGCCACCUCCUGGGCAGCAAGCUGGGGCCAGAGAUCGAGCGGGCAGAGUGCACCAUCCGCAUGAACGACGCGCCCACCACCAGCUUCGACGCCGACGUGGGCAACAAGACCACCUUUCGCGUGGUGGCCCACUCCAGCAUCUACCGAGUCCUCAAGAGGCCCCAGGAGUUUGUCAACAAGACCCCAGAUACGGUAUUCAUCUUCUGGGGACCCCCGAGCAAGAUGCAGAAACCCAAUGGCAUCCUGUUGCGCAUCAUCCAGCGCGUCAGCCUCUCCUUCCCCAAUAUGACCGCCUAUGUCGUCUCGCCCACCCGGAUGAAGCAGUUUGAUGACCUCUUUCGGGGUGAAACGGGCCGAGACAGGGAGAAGUCCCACUCCUGGCUGAGCACCGGCUGGUUCACUAUGGUGAUUGCAGUGGAGCUCUGUGACCGGGUACAUGUCUAUGGGAUGGUGCCACCAAACUACUGCAGCCGGCGGCCCCAGCCCCACCGGAUGCCCUAUCACUACUAUGAACCCAAGGGACCGGACGAGUGUGUCACUUACAUCCAGAACGAGCGCAGCCGCAAGGGGAACCACCACCGCUUCAUCACCGAGAAGAAGGUCUUCUCCUCCUGGGCUCAACUCUAUAACAUUACGUUCUCCCACCCCUCCUGGACAUAGAGCAUGGCCCAGCCAAUUAUCGGGGCCCUGGGGGUCAUGUCCCAGACAAAGAGGGGGCCGAGGGGCCAGAUCUCAGCCAACCAUCGGGGCCCUGGGGCCUUGUCCCAGCCAAACAUUGGGUCCUGGGGGUCUUGUUCCAGACAAUCAUCAGGAUCCAGGACCUUGUCCCAACUAAUCACUGGGGUCCUGGGACCUUGUCCCAGCCAUCUAUCAGGGUCCUGGGGCCAUGUCCUGGUUUCUAUGACCCUUCCACCUGCCUAUCAAGAGUACUGACAUAAAUUCCCCUCCUGUCAGCUGAGUCUUGAGCAGGCAUCUCAGCCUCUUUUAAAGGCUUGGAAAUUCCUCACCUGGAUGUUCCUUUGUCCCCCAGACCUCAUCCCCACCCUCCAUCCCAAGGGAAGCCGAAGCCCCCCAAGAAUGUAGCUGUCACUUGGCUAUGGGCUCCCUGAUCCGACAGACUUGGUACACCUACCCCCUCAGUCCUGGGCUCUCACCAAUAUCCCAAGGGAGUGGGGCAGGGCAAGGAGCGACUCCAGCAGAGAGGCUGCCUGGGCCAAGUGUGCCCCAAUCUCUCUAUUCCCCAGGGCCCUAGCUGCCCCAUUUGUUUCUAGACCUGCCUCCCCAACAAGAGCACCAUCUGGCCCGAGCUCAGAGGAAUUGAUCCUGCCCCUCAGCUCCAGGCUUUCUCCCCAGAGGGGUGGCCUUUCCAAAGCUCAGUUCCCCUCUCCCACACUGCCCACACCGCCCACACCAUCCCCUUCCCUCCCCACCCAAGCCCAGAGCGGAAUGGCCAAGGGAGAAAGGCUGAUGGAGUGGGACCUUAGAGCCGAUCUUUGCCCUUAGCUCAGAAAGGGACAGAUGGAUUCUUCCUGAAAAACCCCCCAGGCACCCCUCAGGCCAAGAGGAAGGUCCAUUCCCCUUUCCCAGACCGCAAAGGUCACUUUGGGUCAGGAAGGAUGUGUAACUUCUGGACAGGCCUGCAUCUGGGCAUUUGUGGAAAGACUACAAAGUCCCAGAAGCCAACAGGGCCUAAGCCUCCUACUAGUGGAAGUUGUCGGGCCCCAUGUUUCUGGAAGUCCCACAUUCCUGAGACUGGGCUAGGUCAGGUUCCCAAAUCCUAGUCCUCCCUCCCCAACCCCACACAUCCUCCCAAUUCACACCCCAACAGGGGGCAUUGUUGGGGACCAGCAGCCAGGAGAGGCCCCUGCUGGCCCUUCUCCCACUGCCAAGACCAGGCUGCCACAGGAGUCAAUCCCAACUGAGUGGAAACUUUGGAGCUGACCCUCCUCCCUGCCCUCAAAGCACGUCCGGAACCCAACUCCUGUCCCCUCCUCAAUCGCUUUCUCCUGCCCUGUCCCGUCCAGCCCCAUAUCCCCCUCCAAAUGGAACUUGCUUCUAAUGGUUGGCCCAGUCUCCAAGCCUCAGUCAAGUUCCCGGUGAACGGGAGGCAGGGCUGAGGGUGGGGUCUGGCAGUGGGGAUGCCCCCAGCACCAGGAUAUUGGCUGGAUGGGGAGUCUCAUUUGGCACUUUAUAGAGCACCUUUCUUGGCAGCCCCAGGGACCCUGAUUUUCAGGCCCAGAGGGCUCCCCCACCCCCACCUGCCCUCAGGGGUGUGGGAGUGAGGACAUCUGCUUUCCCUGCCUUAGUCACUUUACCUCUGGGCUUCGGCCUUCCCUGCCAGAGGAGGGGAUUGGCUUUUGCAAGCUCUGCUCUCCAGCCUGGCCUCAUUUUGUUGAAGGUGGGAGAAUCCCAGGGGCCAAAGCGAAGAAAGGGGAAGCUCCGGGGCUUGGUUCGGCAGCUGAAGAAGCCGGGAACUGGGGGGGCAGGCUGAGGGCCUCUGCAACUCACUGCCCACUCCCGUUGUGGAGGGCAAGCCAGGGCCAGGCCUGGACAGGAAGUGCUAGGGUCAACCGGUCCCGCCUGCCAGAAGUUGUUUUGUAAUGGUUUGUACAGGAAUAAAUAUUGCUACGAUGUCA
Molecule: messenger RNA, 3166 nt
Organism: Ornithorhynchus anatinus (platypus)
Lineage: Eukaryota; Metazoa; Chordata; Mammalia; Monotremata; Ornithorhynchidae
Gene: ST6GALNAC6
Product: ST6 N-acetylgalactosaminide alpha-2,6-sialyltransferase 6
Exons: 6
Coding region: 291-1190 (299 amino acids)
Biological process (GO): ganglioside biosynthetic process; oligosaccharide metabolic process
Molecular function (GO): alpha-N-acetylgalactosaminide alpha-2,6-sialyltransferase activity
Source: RefSeq, a predicted model, not a curated record